AUUGGCGGAAUAAGGAAAUCUGAAUCUAUAUUGUCAUGGCAGCCUCCAAGGGUGAAAUUCCUUUUCACAAGAUAUAGAAAACGAUACUUAUGAUUAAAAGAUCAUGGCCGAAUGCCUCGACAAUAACCCGUCCGCACAGGAGGAAGAGGCUAUUUAUCAUGAUGAUGAGCCGUAUGUUAAGAUUGAUCCACCGGGCUCACACCAAGAAAAACCUGGCCAUAUUGAAACUGGGCUGACGAGAUGGCAUUGUACACUCGAUCCAUUAACUAGUGAUCAGCAAGCUGAUGCAGGAGGAAAUGAUGCUCCCGAUCCUGCAAACACACGAAUAGGUGAAUUGAUUCUUGCAGGAGUAUGUGAGCCAGAGACUAUAUUACCUCCAAUACCAACCAAACCAACAACGGCAAAUUUCUAUCUUUGGAUCCGCGGAAAGCAUCGUGUCGAAGGGGCAAACCUCCACAUUGGCCCAGAAGAAUUUACAUUACCUCUUUUACCAGUUGACAAAUCAUCCCAGGAGACAAAUCUGUGGUAUAUUAGUUUGAAGUUUGGGCAAGAUCCAAUCAAAUGUCAAUUAAAAUAUAAAUACAGUUUGCAUAUAGGUGGUUAUGAUUGUAAUGUGCCUAUGUAUGGCAAGAUCGAGUCUUUCAGUACAAAGCCCCAUGAUGUGAAAGAGGGUAGUGAAAGACAGAUGGCAAGCCAAGUUCACUUUGACGUCUUUCAUUUUCCUGACAAGAGACGCCAUGGAGAUAACACUUUUUCAAAAGGAGUAAAAUUUUACUUGAUGUGGCUCUUGGAAUUUGUAAAAGUUUCCAUAUUUUCCGACAUUCUUACCUACCUUCGAGGCUUCAGUUCCAACGUCUUUGGUUUCAAGAUCCUGACCAAAAAACACGUGGAAAAACUGGUCUCUUGGAUUGUGGCAAAGUCUUUAGAAAAACCUGUAACGGAUUUACAACGAUUAUACUUAUGUAUGGUCCUGAGCUAUCUAAAAAGCUGUGGUCCAAAAAUGUUUAAUCUACAGCCGCAUAUAAAGAACAAAAAGUUUUUUGACGCAUUGCUUAAGUGUCUUAACAAUUGCGCAGAUUUCAACUUCCAUCAAGAUUGCCAGAUUAUGCAUAAAAUUGCUGAAAUUUUGGUUGAAAACAGCAGCAGUCCACGAUGGCUUACUCUCGCAGCACAUUUUUAUCCCUAUCUGUUAAUCGGAUUCAUUAUCCACGUCGACUCUAAAAAACGUCUUAAAAUCACUAAAGAUUGCGAAGAAUUCAAGAAACUUGUAGCGCAGCUCUUUUCGCGUUUAAAAGUGGAAAAUAAGAAUGAUCAGGCCGAUCACUUAGGAUUACUAGAACGGAUACUGGAAAAUGCUCCAAAUUUGAUCGCAGCUAUGAAUCUAUCAGAACAGUUUGAAAUGCUUGAGUUGUUUGAUUCUGAGGACGAAAAAGUCAAUUUCUUCGCGAAUCAUUUUGAGAAAGCCGAGUGCAUGACCGAAACAAAAAAAGGCUCACGUGCGAAACUGGAUGUAUUUCAGCAAAUACCGAAGAAGAUUCUUAACAAGAUUCCAAAACUGCUGCAAUCGACAUUGCUUGAUUACAGCAAAUCAUAUGACAAGUUAAAAGACUCAGAAAGGGACGUUUUUAAUAAACUUCUUCUUUCUAUGAAGGAUCCUGAUGUGAAGCAACUCACCCAAAUACUGACAUAUCUUUCCAAGUCACUUUCCGGUCAAGAUUUACUAAAAGAAGUUCUAAAUAAGGAUAAUUUCAAGGAAAGUUGGUCGAAAAUUGAACAUGAAAAGAAGGUGAACAUUUGUGAAUCGUGGAUCUUCAGGAAGUGUAAAAUUAGCAACGCGAGCGGUCUUAAUUUGGUUUUAGAAGUUUAUAAAUGCAUCAACGAUGUAAUGCAAUUUCCCCUUAAUGUUUCCAUGCAAGAAACUCUCGCUCCAGAGGUCCACAAACGCGUGGUGGAAAGUGUUAUGACAAAGAAUUAUGGCAUUUCUGUUCUUCAAGCUUUUGUUCAUAUUGAGAAAUUGAUCCCCGCUGUUCAAAAGUGCUACAUAUCCCACGUAAAGGAAACAUUGACGCGUGAUUUGGUUAAGAAGUCAAUCGAUUUUUUGAAGGAAAACGUAAACAGCAGCAGUCUCAGUCAACAAUUAUUGUUAUGUAUUUUGGAAAUAAUUCAUCAACCAAUGGUUAACAAGAAUGGUAUUUUCAGUGAAAAGGAUUUCAAACCAAUUUUAGAUUGGUGUGAUGUUUGGAUUAUCUUAUUCAAAGCAAACGGAGUGUUCGAGAACUCGAAAAAAUAUCAAAAUGGAAAAUUACUUAGCCAACAGCUAGCACAUAACAUUUUGGUGGGAAACAUUUCCCCAAAAUUUACACAAGAACUGGCCGAAGUGAAGGAGAAUGUUUCGAAAUUGUGCGCUAGCGUAAACACCAAAACCAGAGAGUCCUUCGAAGAUCGGAUCGCAGAAUUAAAGUCUGUUGUAAAAAGUUUCCCUCCAAAAUUUCAAUGUUUAGAACAAGCGAUAAACUUUGGGAAGAAACUAUCACAUGAAGUUUAUCCUGCUUCUGAAGUUGUUAAUAUCGAGAAUAUUAUGGAGACCUUCAAUAAUCUUCGGACUAAAUGGCGUGAACGAAAAGUUAAUGAAUUGCAAAAUGAGACGUUUUGGGGAGCCUUACUUCCUUUGUUAGAAGCAGCUCAAACAUUACAACCUUUGGUAAAUUCAAUGUCGUUUAUGGCCAUGGCUAAAAUAUGCUUAGAAUCCCAGAAAUCAGAUGAAAGCACGAUGGUAAAUGACCUUAAUUCAUUGAUGGAAUUUUUAACAACUACAGCGAUUGAAGGGUUUAAGGCCCGUUGGAUUUUUGUGCUAAAUGAUCCGAGGUCGUUUAUUGUGGGUGAAAUGAAAUCGAUGCUUGGAACUUUAGAGGAAGGAAAGAAAGUUGAUGAGGAGUUCAAAAUGCUAGAAGAAUUCUUCCAAGAACCAUUCACCAGCAAGGUGAAAGUUUUCGUCCGAAACUGCCUGGCGUAUCAGAGCGCCUAUGAAGCGACACAACACAUUAAUGACACGCUAGAGAUUUUCCAAUUUACCCACCUAUCUGAGAGAGAUAAGUCAUGUCUUCCGAAAUUUCCAACAACACUGGAAAAUGUCGAGGCACUCACUCUAGAAGAUUUGGACGAACUUAUGGCAGAUUUCAGACAAAAAAUAAAACAGUUUUCGGGAGAAGGCCUAGAAUGUGUGUUCAAGGAGCUAUCGUGUUCCAGCGAACUUGUUAGUUUCAUGGAGGAAAUUGUUGAUGAUGACAUUCGUUUCCUCAUCGAUGCCGUUGAAGAACAUUUUGAUCAAUCUGUAUCCGAAUCUUCUGUUUCAGACCUUAUCGUUGUCCAUGGUUUUCUGGCGCCUUUGAUUAAGAAGAAAAAUAACGAGAAGCUAGAUGUGGAGGAAUUUUCCAGCAUAUUAAAGAAAUCUCCGGUUCGUCUGGAAGAUAUAGCAGGAAAGAUCAAGCAAUGUAGUAUGAACGUGAACAGUCUUCGUGGAUUGUACACGAGCAUUGCAAAUCGAGGAGAGAUGACUAAAGAAAUUAUUAGUAACUGCCUGAGCAGAGGAGAAUAUUGGGUGUCACAGGAAGACGGAAAGUGCGAAACUAAGAUGAGUUAUGAACCUCAGGGAAGCAGCAAAGAUAAAAAGUAUUAUUCCCUUCCGGAACUACAUGAUUUACGAAGUCGCGCGCAUCUUAUUGCCACCUCUCGUAAAAAUACCAUAAAGGCUACAUCCAGUGGUUUCAACGAGUGCAGUGAGGAUUCUUUGAAACGCGACAAGAACAUUGAUUUUGAUAAGUUUAUAAAUCAAGUUAACUUAUUGACGGAAAUUUCUGCGCUUCUAUCGAUAUUGCGUUCAUCUGGAUGUGUGAAAUAUGAAAACUUUGAGGUGAAUAUCAAGGCAGCUGAUGAUCUUAAGGAAUUCAGAGACAACCUAUUAGACCAUAAACGAAAAUGGGACGAAGCACUAGAAGGCGCGCGCAAAAAGUAUUACUUCCUUAACUACUACCGCUCUGACCAAAUCCGCACAAUAUAUUAUUUUUUAAUGGAUGAAAGGAAUAUGGACGGAUCGAAGGUUAAUUGUGACGAGGUUCUUUCGUUGAUUCAUUUUGUUGACCCAGCUAUAACUGAACAGAAGUUGAGAAAGCAGCAAGACCAGCAACAGAAACCAUAUUUAAAGGACAUUGCCAAGCCUAAAUCAUUGCCAGAGGCUGUUGGCGAGGCGUUGGAAAAACUUUUCAAGCAAUCAGAACCUGUCGUUAGACCAAUAUCCUACGGUUGUCAAAAUCAUUUACAUUCUAAGGAGGCUAAAGUUAUUCCGGGAGAGAUUUUUGUUGUCUGUUUGGAGCUUAAAAGUCCGUUAACUGCCAAUGUAAUCCUCACUCUGUACGAGAACACGUCAAAUGCAUUUCCUGAACCGUACCAAAUUGUUUUCUGCAGUUCCCAAACAACGUGGGAGGAAAUACAUCUUCUAUUGCAGAGAUGUUUCACCCAUUCAAAAUACUGUCAUGGAAAAUUGUUUUGUAUUGCGAAUGUGGAAUUGCUGCCCAAUGAAUUCCAGUUUAGAUUGGUCAAUGCACUCAGAAAGAAACAAAAUUGCCAACGAAAUUCUGGGGCUAUGAAGAAUUAUCAUCUUGCUUUGAUUUGCCGUGGUGGUGACCAUCACCACAUUGUGGAACAGUUUGCCCAAUACACCCACCAUAUCGCCAGCAUGACAGAUCUUGUUCUCGAGAAUCGCAUCCAAUUCGGUUGGCCUAAUGUGAAAGUCGUGACCUCAACCCUUCCAGGCCUUGGAAAAACAGAAAGAAUCAAAAGCGAAGCACUCAGCAAACGUAUGAACGUCGCUACAGUCUCAAUUAGCGGUCCCAUCGAGCCAAGCAAACUUAUCCAGCGUUUAAAGAGGCUCACGAUCUAUGAAGAAUAUCACUGUUUGCAUUUGGACAUUGUUGAAGUAAGUGAUCCAUUGACAUUGGGCAUAUUCUUAUUCCAACUGAUUGUCACAGGAACGGUUUCAACUGGAAAUCAAUUCUAUCAUCUACCAAUACCACACGUCUACAUUGAAAUAGCGAAUACGUUCAAAAAUUGUCUUCGGGAGUCAAUGGUGAUAUUAAAGUACUUCACUCGUAUUCAUCUGGAGUGGCAGAAUUACAAGAAUCUUUUGGUCAGCCCUGAGAUUACAAGUGAUAUUCAAGUUACUUGCCAGUAUUUAGAUAUCUACGACCGAUCAUGCCUUGAAUUAGAGGAAUUCAGUGAAUCAAAAGCGUCAUUGCCAACUGGUCGUUGUCAAGAGCUUCUUGCCAAACAUUAUUCGUCCGAUGCAGACAUCAGCUUUACAACGCUCCACACGUUCCUAGGAGUUCUGGCUGAUCAACUUUCAAGGUUAUCCAACAGCACGUUUUUUAAACCUGCACAAAUUAAAAAUAUGAUUGGUGAAAACACUCAGGGUGUCCGCACAAACCUUUUUAAAGCACUUUUGAAAGUAUCAAAAGAAUUCGCAUCCCGAGCCAUAGCGAUCUAUCCACUUAGAGAUCCAAAAAAUUGCUCCCAAAAAGCGUCUGUGAAAAUCUUUGGAGAAUCGUCGAUGUCAACUGGCAAAUCAGCGAAAAACAUGGUUGAACGAGUUGGAGGAAUGAUACAGUGGAAAGACAGCAACCAUUUGAUAGUCGUGUUUCAUGGUCUAAAUUCGCAAUCAAUCACUGCCAUGUAUCGGGACAGCUCGCUUGUUCCCGAAAGUGUGGAAAAUUUGUUAAAGAGUCAAGAUGUGAGAGGAACUGAGGAUCUCGAGGACUUUAACGACUUCACUCAAGAACAACUACAAAGUAAGUUGGAAAGCGUUGUUUGUACGAAGCCAGUUGUAAAAAACAAUUUAUUCCCAAGUUAUGCGUUGACUCCAGAUAACAUCCUCAAAAUGAUGUUAAUCAUAUUACGGGUCCGUGCCAACGUUCCAGUUAUCAUCAUGGGGGAAACAGGUUGUGGAAAGAGCAGUCUCGUUCGUUAUUUGGCUAAUACCUGCGGUGUAAAGUUAUGUGAAUUCAAUUUCCAUGCUGGAAUAACAGAAGAAGACAUCCUUACAUUUAUCAACCGGCAAAACGAUAGCAACGAAGAAAUGUGGAUUUUCCUGGAUGAAAUAAACACGUGUGAUCACUUAGGAUUGAUCAGUGAUAUUAUUUGCCAUCAUUCCUUGCUUGGAUGUCCAUUAUCCGAAAAUCUUGUUUUCCUAGCAGCUUGUAACCCCUACAAGCUCCGUCCUGAAGGAGAUUUAAAGACAGCUGGUCUCGAAGGCAAGAAUAUCACUGAUGAGUAUUCUGAACUUGUUUAUCGUGUUCAUCCACUACCUGAAGCUAUGAUUGAAUAUGUUUGGGAUUAUGGCUCACUAAACCCAGAAGAUGAGCGAAACUAUAUUAAGAGAAUGGUGAGAGGCCUGCCAGAGGAGUAUAAAGAGAUGCUCGUUGAUUUGCUAGCUGCUUCUCAAAAUUUCAUUCGGAACGUUGAAAAUAAUUACUUUUGUGUCAGUUUACGGGAUGUGAACCGUUGCAUUCAUCUGAUUAAAUGGUUUGAAGAUAUGUAUAAGAAGCGUCAAGAACUCAAGGAAAAAAAGGUUGAAUACCCCAGCCAUCUUCAACAGUACCACUCGAUUACACAACAGUACAAAAAUGAUUCGACGAUAAAGAGUAUUGUCCUCGCUCUUGCACAUUGUUAUUUAUCCAGAUUACCAACCGCAGAGUUGCGAAAGGAUUACCGAGAAAGUAUGAUGGACAUAUUCAGCCAGAACAAGAUACAAAUGACCUACGAUGCAAAUGAAGACACUUUCGCAGCAAUUGUACGUAUGGAGGAAGAAGAAUACUUACUUCGGAUGGAACUCCCCCCAGGAACAGCAAGAAACGCUGCACUUCGUGAGAAUGUGUUUGUUAUGCUUGUUUGCAUCUUAAACCACAUUCCUAUCUUCGUAGUUGGAAAGCCUGGCUGCAGCAAAUCAUUAUCCAUUCAAUUGAUUCGAAGCAACCUACGCGGACGUGAUUCACGAGAUCCUCUAUUCAGACUGUUGCCACAACUUUACGUCGUCUCCUAUCAAGGUUCAGAAGCGUCCACAUCAGAAGGAAUCAUCAAAGUGUUUGAAAAGGCACGAAAAUACAAAGACUACAACAAAGAUGGAAAUGUUUUGCCUGUCGUUUUGUUGGAUGAAGUGGGAUUAGCUGAAAAUUCAAAAUACAACCCUCUUAAAGUUUUACAUAGUUUGUUGGAGCCCGGUAAAGGAAAAUUUCCAGAUGUUCCUGUUGUUGGUAUUUCAAACUGGUCGUUAGACGCUGCCAAGAUGAACCGAGCAAUCCAUCUGUUCAGACCAGAACCAUCUAUAGACGAUCUGAUUGAGACUGGCAAGUCGCUGACACUUGACAAUAACUGCCAAUACUUGGGGGAGAAUGAGCUGAAAUGUUUGGCCGAAGCGUAUUUUGAGUAUCAGACCCAACAAACCCAUGCUAAUUUCCAUGGACUUCGUGACUACUAUUCCCUGAUUAAGAAUUUGACUCGUGAUAGUAAUCAGGCGGGUAUUGUUAACAUUUCACUACAACGUAACUUUGGUGGUCUUCCUGGUGAAGUAACGAACAUUCAGAAGAUAUUCCUACACAAGCUAAAGAACUUCAUGACUUUAGGAGAUCAGGAGAUUUCUCCAGUGACCGAUCUGAUCCUUGCAAAUAUAAAGGAUCCCAACGCUCGUCAUCUGAUGCUCAUAGGCAAUGGAGACUCGAUCAUUGAUAUUCUUAAGCAAAGUCUAGCUCAGCUUGUAAAGGAGACAAUCACAAUUUUUGGCAGUCGUUUUGAAGAAGACCUGUCUGAGGACUACAACUACAGAAUUCUAAGUCGUAUUAUUCUUUGUAUGGAGAGAAAUUGCAUUCUAAUAUUAAAAGAUCUCGAAAGCAUCUAUGGAAGUCUUUACGAUAUGUUAAACCAGAAUUACACAGUGGUGGGUAAAAGGAAAAACUGUCGUGUAGCUCUUGGGGCCUACAGCAACCCAAUGUGCCAAGUGCACGACGAAUUUCGUUGCAUUGUGCUCAUUGAUGUUGACAAAGUGGCUUUUUCUGAUCCGCCAUUCCUUAACAGGUUUGAGAAGCAACUUUUACGAUAUUCUGAUGUACUGACUGAGGAACAGCGGAGUGUUACCUCAAAGGUCUCUCGUUGGGUCGAUGGAAUGUCUACAGUGAAAGGUUUGGAAGCACAUUUUGACGAAACAGAUAUGUUCAUUGGUUUCCACAAAGACACCAUCCCAUCCCUGGUUUUAUCACAUAGUCAUGACACAGAUAGCUCAACAGACAUUUUGAAGAAAUGCAAAGAUGACUUGAUGUGGGUUGCCUCACCUGAUGGCGUACUUCGAAUGCAAAAAUGCAACUUUUCGACAGAAGAUCCCAACGAGGUGCAAGAAUUACGUCAUGAAUAUUUCAAGAAACCACUUCAUCAUGGUUUUAAGGCCUUCAUUGAACAUGUAAUGUCCAACGACCAAAAAUCAUCUUUCUUUGCUGGCGACGAGAUUGGAUCCAAAACGGUUGUUAUGACUUUUGCCAACAUUCACACAGACAUCAGUCAGUGUUUGGACAACAGCGGGAAAUGUCAAGUUGAACGACUGAGUGCGUAUAGAUCAGAGAAGCAGCUCACAGACAAAAUCAAUGAAUUUUGGAAUUCGUCAGAAAAAGAAUUGUUGGUUUUGCAGUGUAAAUCAGAUUUAGAUAGAAGGCAUCUUCUCCACGCCCGUUUCACCAUUGAAGAAUCUAGAAUUUCUUACAAACAAAGUUUAUAUAAGAGGGAUAAUUACGGACACAAACACGUUUGUAUCGUAAUGCACGUGAGACGUGGGGUGAAUGGAGAUGACAUCUCGUGGCAGUUUGGUUUCUUGUGUGGCUGGCGACAAGUGUUCCUUGACGUCCUUGAAGCUCCUCAGGUUCCACUAAGUAAAAAUGUCGAUGGAAGUAUCCAGAGUUUUCUAAUAUAUAGCAAAUGGUCCAGUAGCGAGAUUGCUGUAGAUUAUCUUUCGUGGUGUUUAACCAGCAUCAAAAAUACACAAAACCAACGAACUUUGGACAGUGUUUUGUACAACUGCAAAAAUCUUUUCAAUUCAGAAGAAGUUUCCCAAGCCAUCGUAACACUCAUCUUGCAAUCGAUAGAUUCAAAUGCCCACCAGCAAGAUCAAGAAAGUCACCAAAAAGAAAAUUGGCAAGUUCAUGUUGCUUGUGACCGUCAGUUAUUAGUCAAUUCAUCCACGCUUCACUGCGCAAUUGAGCAGUAUGUCAAAAGGUCAAUCCAAAAUCUUUUAGCCAGAAUUGUUUAUUUCCUAGAGGAAAAAAAUGCUCGGCCCCCUCAUUUGUCUCGCGACUCCACUGAAAUCCUAGCCCGAGACCUAACAAAGUUGUGGUGUAGUUGUUUGGUGGACAACUCCAUCGUUGGAAUUUCUGACAUUUUAGAACAUGGAGGAAACCAAACGAGUUGGAAACUCGAUCUUUGUCUACCUUUCAGCCAAGUAGUAGCUGGAAAUGUUAACAGCUUUAGGGAACAAUUCCUUGAUGAUUACCGUUUACUUAUGACGAACGAAGAAAAUUUUGGGGAAGAUGGGAAGUUAAAAACGACGGUUCAAAAGGAACAACUGAAAGCGUUUGCUGUAAAGAUAUCAAACUUGGUUGGUUGCUAUACUUCUGACUGUCACUAUUUGUACAUGGAGGAUCUUGUUGACGUUGUAACUGCCGAAUUUAGCCAAGUGUUAUCUCGUUCUCAGCGAGUAUCCAUUGCACAGAUUAAAUUCAUAUCAGAAUUCGGGCAGAAUUUGCCAGCGAAUGAUAUGGCUGAAUUUUGCACAAUUCUCCAUGGCUUUUUAUGGAUUCAUCAAGAAAAGAUAAUUGACCUGCUGAAAAUGGUUGAUCUGUGCAGGUCAUUUAUAGAUCUUAAAAUUCUGAAAAGUUUAACUGAUGGUCCUUACCAAACCUCAAAAAAGGUUUUGUUUGUGAAAGAGGAAAGAAAUAUUUCUCAAGAAGAAUCAAGUGCGCAAAAAGGUGAAAAGAUUUUGCCUGACGGUUCAAUUGAUGUGAGACCUGGGACAGAGGAACUUGAAACAGAUGAAACUGAGUUUAAUUGCGACGACGAAUUGAAAGAUGAUGAAAAGGCAGAAGAAAGUAAGCUGGAUGACAUAGAGCUGAAACUCGAAGGACAACCAGACGACAGUGAAGAAGAUUCUGAAAGGCUCGAAGACAUCUUAGUAACGGCGUAUUGUGAGAAAAUGUUUCCUUCUGUGGAAACUGUCGAUAACGAUCUUGAAAAGUGGAAGCAAGGAGCAACCUUGGUUCUUUCAUCGGCAGUCAAAGUUAGUCAAUGCGCCCCAGAAUUCCAUUUUUUACGUUUGUGCGUUGACUUCUCAAGGAUCGUCCCGAAUAAUCCUUUACUGCAUACUCUAAGUGACAUUGGCAAAGCUUUAAGUCCAAAAUACCUGGAUCACGAGGAAGCAUUCGAAAGGAUAACUGAUGAAAUCAUUAAACCAGCAAAAAAAGAAGUGAAGGAUGACGAAGAUAAAUACGAAGCAUUACAGAAAUUCUCAUCUCUGUUUUAUGGCCGUUGUAUUGAUACGAAUGUUGAUACUUGUGGUGCUUCUCCGAUAGUGAAACAUGUUCUGUCAUUGAAGAAACCAGAGUUGGUAAUGAUGAUGAGUCCCGUUAUUCUACGGCUACUUAUGGUGGAAGAAAUGCAGUCUCCAGGAAUAUUUAUGAGAUUAAUCCAUCAACCAAGCGCUAUGGAGAACUGUCCUUGUCUUGAGAUUAUCGACGAAGUAUUGAAAGAUUGUUUCUCGAAAGGUUCGAUGCAUCACGAUUCCUAUCCUGCAGUAAUGAUAUGUGAUCUAAUUCAAACUCUGUUAAAUUUCGAUCGUUUGAAAAACGGAAACAAAAUAACUGGCACAUUUCGUUUCGACGAGGUAAAAAGUCCUGAUUGUGAGGUUCUUGAGCUUGCUAAACUUGCUAUAAGAGUCGUAUCCCAAGACAACAAAGGCGAAAGUGGUUUAAAGAUUUUCUCAGCAGUAGCAUUUCUCAGAAAACUCUUUACAAUGUUAGCAGAGUUUAUUGCUAGAAAUCCCCGUGCUGUAAUUGAAACGAAAGGAAGUCCACAUGCUAUAUUGAUGACUGAAAUCGAUUCACUACUCAGGAAUCCCAAAACUCCAUUACAAUUGUUCUUCAUGAAACAACUCCACAAGCACUUUAGUCUUUUCGAUAUAAAAAAGUUGUUUGAAACGGACAGUGUUCUCCCGACAAUAACGAAACUAUGGAGCGAUGAAAAGAUUCAAAACAAGGCGGUAUUUACAUCUGUAGUGAUGUACCCAGAGUAUAAAGAAGCAAAAGAGGCCUAUUGGAAAUCUUUAUCAGAAGACGACAAGCAACCUAUGCAGAAAUUCUUAGAUGAAUGUAGAACUUCUAAAAAUCGUGCUUUUGCUCUUUUUGGAGUUCUUAUAAACAAUGUCUAUUUGAAACGUGCAGUACAGACACUCGAGGACAAAGAAGAACAAUUAGUCAAGUUCAUUGAAGAAACCCUUUCGCGUUGUCGUGAUUCGUUGUUGUCUUAUGAACUUUUGUUGAGAGUUAUGGGCCGUCGUCAUUUCAAUUGCGAGCAACUUCAACUGUCGCCCGAAUCGUCGGUAGAGAAUGUAGAAUUGGCGUUAUUAAUUCUUCACAUUGCCUGGGUCGUGUCUAGUGUCCCAUCUAGACUACAUCGUGUUUUUGUACAAAAAAGUGACGAGACAAGUUUCAUAUCUGUAGAUCUACUAUCAGCCAAAGAAUCAGUCCGUCUUACAUGCCCAUGUGGACUAAGGUUGGCGUUUGGAAGCAAAGUCAGUGAAAGAGUGUGUCCAAAUUGUCACAAUGUCUGGAAAAACGAAUCAAUAGCCAGUGAAAAUUCAUGUCUUAAUUCGGAUCCUCGCACAAAAAAGGCAAGUCCAGCCGUCCAUCGUGCACUACACCUCAUCAGCUACUUGUGUGACUACUCUAGAUUUGCUCUUGAAACAGCAACUAAACAUGGUCUAUCCAAUCCAAUCAAAUUGGAUUUAGAUCCCGAAAUCGAUCCCGAAAACCAUUCUGCAGCUUGCUUUAAAACUAUCAGAACUGACUUAUCUGAUCUAAUGAAAAUUCUUAGUUGCAAGAAAGAUAUCGCUAUAAAAACCAUGCACCUCGUGAUUGAGGAAACGUCGGAUCUUAUCGAAAAGAAGUUUCUUAGAACAAACGACUUCUCAUGGGAACACGAUUUUUCCAAACGUACUCAAAAAGUGUUUUUGAAGGCGCGAAAUUUGUCCGUGGGAAUCAAAGAGAUGAUGAAACUACAACAAACAGAGGACAGUCAAGAAAAAGUUACUCUUGAAUGGCGAAUCUUAGAACUUGACGAGUAUCCUGAACAACAAAAAGAGCAGAACCAGCAAUUAAAGAGAUUAUUUCGUGAGACGAAGCAACCGUCAUUUGAAGAUUUUCUUUCAGCAUUUCUGCACUCUCCCACAGAGGUUCAAUCAAAGCACAGUUUCUUGGCUUUGUUCUUCGCGAAGUUCGACCAGCUCUUGGUCAUUGGCUAUCUUCAUCAUCUGCUGAAAUGGUCUCGUCUCGUAUCAUCAGCAUUGACCCACCGCAUUAGUAGGAAAGAUGCGCAAUCUAAGUCCAUCGAUGAUUUCAUCAUGGACUAUUUCCCGGAGUCAGAACGGACCCCACAGAAAACAAACGGCUUGAACCAGCUGUUCAAUAGCUUCAAGGAAGCAUGGAAUAAAAUGUGUCCUCUGGUUGAUCAAAAACUUGCAGACAAAACCCAAGAAAAAAUGCCCCAUAUACAGAAGAUGGAUUGCUUAGCGUACUGUUUAAUGGAAAGUGACUGUGGUAUUUAUCUUAGCACGGCUAUCGAAAUACUUGUCUCUUACCAAAAUUCUAUUUUAGAUUUCAUGCUUUCUAUUUCUUCCCAUCGCCAUCCAGCUCUACAUGCACUGGAAAAGCGCAAUUGCAGUGGCGUCGCGUGCGUUACAAUUCAAAAUGUUAAAGAGAAGGAAAUAAUCAGUUUCCAAUGGUCUGAUGACGUGUUCAGAUUCGCGCAAAACAAUCCCGAGUAUGGAAGAGGCCAAGAAAUCACCUACGAUUUUGAGAGAAUAGAAAUAGAGCUGGCAGCUAAAAUUGCGUUUGGAAAGUGUUACUUGACUGGAACAUUAAACGAGUUCAUUUUCGCAAAAGAAUUGUUCCACACUUGCGGUCGGUUGCUGACAGAGAUUCGAGAACGAGUGACGCAGAACGAUGAACUUCCCGAGGAUGUGUGUAAAGGAUUAGAUGCCAUGAAAGAACAAGGGAUGAAGAGAGUCCAAGAUCUUCUUCAGCAAAUCGAGGUAGUGAUGUAUCUUCUCCAAAGCAAAUUAAAGGAUUUCGAGGACGAAAUGACCUUGGAAGAUCUCGCUGAGAAAUGUUCAAAGAUGUUACCAGGUCUUUUUCCGGUAGACCUGUUACCCGAACCCACAAGUUCGAUUAAAGUAGGGCACGUUUGUGCUCUUUACGAAGCUCUUGAAGAUAUUCUUACUGAUGGUGCUAUCGAGGGAAUUGCUGGAAUAUUUCGUGAACAGUUCCCAGAUGACAUGAGAGAAAGCGUUGACGAUAUGUUGAGCAAGAACGUAGAUCAGUUUAAACCACCCAACUUCUUAAAAGUGUUGCGUCGCUUUGUGUUUCGCCAUCUUUCAUCUGGGACUGAAAGAUACUGGCCUAAAGAAAGUACACCGUUACGGUCCUGUUUGAAAGAACCAUCGCUAUGGUCUCCACUUGAAGCACCAAAUAUGGACGAGAUCCCGCGAGAAAUUACUCUGGAAUAUACCCAUUCAAUGCUGAAGUAUGUUGAAGCUAAAAAAGAAAAGCCAAACGAGGUACAGAGAAGCAAAAGUACAAGUCAAGCAAAUGUAAGAAUGUCGGCUAGGACAAAGAAACGCCAUCUUCAAAACUUUUCAAACGCAUGAGGUGAAAAGGAAUUUUUGAAAGCAUCAUAAAUUUUAAAGUAGAUGAUAUAUUACACAUUUUUAGUAAUAGUUAUAUAAUCAACAUUUAAUUGAAGACAUGAUAAUGAAACAGUUCGUUCAGAAUGGACGGAGACUAAAUGAUCGCUACAACCAUGCAUGCAGGGUAAUUGUAGAAAAUAAGUUGAUUAGCACCUCACGUACGCGCACAAGGCCUUUUUUAACAAAUAAUUUUGGGGGCAAAUGCUCCCCUCACUCUCUCCUUGUUUCCCUCCACGAAUUUCUCUUUCCCCCCACUCCAGGAAAGGUUCAUUUGGUGUGUAAAUAUUGGCCAAACGACCACGUUCAAAGAUCAGAAGAACGUAUUUUCAUUCCCUUAACACACCAGGGGUGGAUCCAGCACUAGUGCACUAAUUUGCAUGGCACAAGAAAACUGCUCAAAAUAGCCAUUUUCUUUUGUAAUGUAAAUUAGUGCACUAGUUCUGGAUCCACCCCUGUAACAAACCAAGCUUUUAGAUUGAGCACGUCAAAAAGUGUGCUCAAAAAUGCAUGAAAUCAAAUCAGAGAGUAAAGUUACCUGGGAAAGCACCUCCAGACCCAAACUUUUCCCCCAAACGUUUCCAUUUAAAUGCCUUUUGUUUAUGCCACCCAAGAACGAUUUCUUAAAAAAGGCAUACGCACGCGCACUUAUUAUAUAUGCACCAAAAAUAGCAUAAACAAGCGUAAACUGUGCUCAAACAAUUACUUUAUAUCAUAGGGCUUUUGAAUCAUUUUUAUUAAUUAAUUAAUAUCAGUUGCAACUUCAUAUAUAUCGCAGACAUUUGAUAAUGUGAUUUAGCCAAAUAUAUGACAUAAUAUUUCU
Dendronephthya gigantea is the source of this 14861-nucleotide messenger RNA. RefSeq lists its product as uncharacterized. The record is from RefSeq and is a predicted model, not a curated record. Gene Ontology annotation, molecular function: ubiquitin-protein transferase activity; ATP binding; ATP hydrolysis activity. The transcript is spliced from 6 exons. Lineage: Eukaryota; Metazoa; Cnidaria; Anthozoa; Malacalcyonacea; Nephtheidae. The coding region runs from base 104 to 14002 and encodes 4632 amino acids.